AAAGGCCAAAGAGAGCUGGAGGAUGGACGCCGAAGAAAAAGCUGGAGAAGGCUAAACUCUGCAAAGGAAAAGAAAUCAAUCAUUUUAAAACUGCCAAAUACGCUCUGGCUAACAAACAGUAGGCCUACUUCCAAGAUUGUCACCCUCCUCGAGUUUGAAAAAACUCUUAAAGACGAGAAAGCUAAGGAGCAAGAACAGCUCAUGCUGGCAGCAUGCCUCAAUCAGGCCAUGUGCUGUUUAAAGUUAAAUUAUUUCUGUGCAACUCGUGAUCAUUGCCACAAGGCGCUUGAGAUGGACCGCCCGAAAAAUGAAAAGGGAUUAUUCCGCAUCAUAGGCCAAGCACUUUUGGGCAUUCACGUGCCGGAUGAAGCCAAGAAACACUUCGAGGCGAUUCUCCAAUUUGAUUCGAACAACAAGGCGGCCGCCAAUCAAGUGGUGAUCUGCAACGCCAAGAUUCGCGAGCAACGCGAAAAGGACAAGAAAUUGUACUCUAGCAUUUUCAACAAGAUGGCCGAAAACGAUCGACAGAAAGCCUUGCGGAACAAGGCGAUGGAAAUAACGGAACCGACGCAGUGGGACAAUGAAGACUCGGAGAACACGACCGCCGUUGAAUUGCAAGAUCCUUUGGACUCUGUGCCAUGUAUAGAGUCGGAUGAAAACUAAUCUUGAUUAUCGUCAUUGUGAUUCUCGACCCAUUUAAAAAAAAAAUUAAUUACCGAGAAUUGAUUGUGUUUUUCUUUCAUACCUGUUCUCUCCGUGUUAUAUAACACAAUAACUUCUAAACCAAAACAGUACUAAGGACAUAUUCAAUUGAUUGUGUAAUUAUCGACUGCCCCCAAUCGUAAAACAUCUCAUCUUUAUCACAUAGAAAUGGUGGAUUUGACGGUUAAAUUUAAUAAAUAAAAAUGGAGAUUCCAUCUUAGUUGACGAAACCAAAUCCUCCCUAUGAGUGAUAAAUAAAAUGCUGCCUCGGUUUAAGCUGUUCUACCCAUCUUCUUUGAGACCUCUGAUAUGCAGAUGAUACCACGCCAUAUAGGAGACAUGAAAAUUGAAGUUAACAUAGCUAUCAGUAGAAAAUGACGAUAGAAAAAUAACUUAUUUAAUAUAAUCCCCUGUUUGAUUUUACAUAUUUUUCCUUUCUAGAUAGUUCCCAUACUUCCCAAUGGCUUAUUAAUGAUUUAAGUUGUGGGUAUUUAUGUCAGCGUCAUCUGUCAACUUCUAAAUACAUAAUAAUCAAACGCA
Messenger RNA from Daphnia pulex (common water flea), 1242 nucleotides. RefSeq names its product peptidyl-prolyl cis-trans isomerase FKBP4-like. The record is from RefSeq and is a predicted model, not a curated record. NCBI's taxonomy places the organism in Eukaryota, Metazoa, Arthropoda, Branchiopoda, Diplostraca, Daphniidae. Gene Ontology annotation, molecular function: protein binding. The coding region runs from base 202 to 663 and encodes 153 amino acids. The transcript is spliced from 4 exons.